This is a messenger RNA of Melopsittacus undulatus (budgerigar), 1862 nucleotides long. It is a transcript of the gene MATK, whose product is annotated as megakaryocyte-associated tyrosine kinase. Gene Ontology annotation, molecular function: protein binding; non-membrane spanning protein tyrosine kinase activity; ATP binding. Lineage: Eukaryota; Metazoa; Chordata; Aves; Psittaciformes; Psittaculidae. The record is from RefSeq and is a predicted model, not a curated record. Gene Ontology annotation, biological process: protein phosphorylation. The transcript has 13 exons. The coding region runs from base 301 to 1644 and encodes 447 amino acids.
GGCUGCACAGACACCAUGAGCUCUGUCCCUGAGCCCCAGGAGCGUGGCACAGGGGCCGUCAGGAUGUGCUCUUGUGUUUGUGCUCAAGCCUGAACACACCUGGGGAUCCUUACAAAUCCAGAGGAUAAUGCAUGGAAUGCUCAUGGGCAAAGACAUGCCAAGGAUCCAGUGACCAGACUUGCUCAACGGGCUUGGAGAAGUUGUUUAUUGAUGGGAAAAUAUAACCAGGAUCUGAAACAAAUACCUCACCAGGUGGCAGCAGGAGAAGACAAGCAGUCCCUGAUGUGCUGAUGGCCGAUCAUGUCUGGGAAGCAUUGGCCCCCUGGAACACAGUGCGUCACCAAGCAUGACCACACCAAGCCCAAGCCCCAGGAGCUGGCCUUCCACAAGGGUGACGUGGUCACCAUCAUUGCGACCGUGGAGGGCAAAGGCUGGUACCGCGCCAGACACAAUGAGACGGGGCAGGAGGGGCUGAUGGCAGCCAGCGCCCUGCGGCAACGUGGCCCCAUCCGCGCCGACCCCAAGCUCAGCCUCAUGCCUUGGUUCCAUGGGAAGAUCUCGGGGGUGGAGGCAGUGCAGGAGCUGCAGCCCCCUGAGGAUGGGCUGUUCCUGGUGCGUGAGUCUGUGCGGCACCCGGGGGACUAUGUGCUGUGUGUGAGCUUCGGCAGGGAGGUCAUCCACUACCGCGUGGUGCACGAGGAGAACACGCUCAGCAUCGACAGCCACCAGCACUUCUCCAACCUCAUCGACAUGAUCGAGUACUACAUGAAGGAGCAAGGAGCCAUCUGCACCAAGCUGGUGAAACCCAAGCCAAAAAGCGGGAUGAAGUCAGCAGAGGAGGAGUUGGCCAAAGCUGGCUGGUUGCUGAACCUGCAGCAUCUCACGCUGGGAGACCGCAUCGGGCAAGGCGAGUUUGGAGAUGUGCUGCAGGGUGAGUACAUGGGGCAGAAGGUGGCCGUGAAGAACAUCAAGUGCGAUGUGACUGCCCAGGCCUUCCUCACUGAAACUGCUGCCAUGACGAAGGUCCGGCACAAAAACCUGGUGUGUUUGCUUGGUGUCAUCCUGCACAACGGCCUCUACAUCGUGAUGGAAUUCAUGAGCAAGGGCAACCUGGUGAACUUCUUGCGCACACGGGGCCGGGCGCUUGUCUCAGUCGAGCAGCUCCUCCUCUUUGCUCUGGACGUGGCUCAGGGCAUGGACUAUCUGGAGUCCAAGAGGCUGGUGCACAGGGACCUGGCUGCCCGCAACAUCCUCAUCUCUGAGGAGAAUGUGGCCAAAGUGAGUGAUUUCGGCUUGGCCAGGGUCAAUCCUAAGGGUGCAGACGCCACUUUGCUGCCCGUCAAGUGGACAGCCCCAGAGGCCCUGAAACACAAUAAGUUCUCCUCCAAGUCAGACGUGUGGAGCUAUGGAAUCCUCCUGUGGGAAACCUUCUCUUUUGGCCGCACACCCUACCCCAAGCUGAGCCUGAAGGAGGUGACGGAGCUGCUGGAGCAGGGGUACCGCAUGGAGCCCCCCGAGGGCUGCCCCCACACUGUCUAUGCCCUGAUGAAGAGCUGCUGGGCACUGGAGCCGGGCAAGCGGCCGUCCUUCAAGAAGCUCACUGAGAAGCUGCAGAAGGAGCUGAAGCACCUGAAGGAUGUUUAACCCCUGUCUCCUCCCAGGACCUGUGGUCAGAAGCCCCCUGGACUCACCAGGGUUGGGACUAUCAUCACAACAUACAUCCCAUGGGGUGUGGGGUCCCUUCAAGCUGCCCAUCCCAGUGACAGGGACAGGACAGAACGUCUCCACUCGCUGGAGGAUGGAACCUGAACCCUGAGGCAGCCCCACUCCAGCCACCACAUGCAACAGCUGAACCACAUGGA